Prosopis cineraria is the source of this 1451-nucleotide messenger RNA. RefSeq lists its product as uncharacterized. Lineage: Eukaryota; Viridiplantae; Streptophyta; Magnoliopsida; Fabales; Fabaceae. The transcript has 13 exons. The record is from RefSeq and is a predicted model, not a curated record. Gene Ontology annotation, cellular component: RNA polymerase III complex. Gene Ontology annotation, biological process: transcription by RNA polymerase III. Gene Ontology annotation, molecular function: DNA binding. Bases 433 to 1317 code for a protein of 294 amino acids.
CCGUCCUUUUUUAGGGCUGGGUUAACAAAAUCCAUUUUUUUUAAAAGCGAGCUCGUGCUUUCAAUCCAUCUUUUUGUUCCCGCUGCUUCAUCAAUAUCACGGCCGCUUCUCUUUGUCGACGCAGUGAGACACUAUUGACGCCGUCCCUCGCUCGCCGUCUUCAAUCUUUGGCAUCGACCCUUCAUUCUUCGCAGAUGGCGAUUACUCUUUUUUACCCCCUGCCAAACAAAGAAUCCGUGAAGCCGAUUUAGGACCCAAUUUACAACAUGCGUCUGGCAAGGCAAUCCAAUUCAAAUCUUCAAACUCUGAUGUUAGGAAGCUUAAGGAAACAAAGACGUGCAGACUGCAGACUGCGUUGGCCGUUGUGUAGGGUUUUCAGAAGUUGCUCAUUGCCUUCAACUCUUCACACGGCUGAAUUGAAAACAGAUUCUUAUGGAUUCAGAUUCUUUAAAACGAAUUGCUCCUGCCCGAAGGAAGGUAAAAUUUGCUCCAAAAGCUCCACCUCGUCGAGUGCCAAAGGCAGAAGUUAAAACUGAAGUGGUUGAUGAUGCGGAUGCUGUUCAGGCUAAGGACUUGCUGCACCGUUUCAAUGAGAGUUCAAUGAGAGCAAAGCCUAAGCUUGAGAAAAAAGUUUUGGCUUCACAAAUUGCUUUCGGUAUUGGAGGUUCCUCAGCUUCAAUCAAAUCAUACGGUGCUAUGUGGGGUGCAAGUCAUAGUGGCAGUUCUCAGAGUUCAGCCUUCACUGGUGUGAGAGAGAAAGUAUACCAAGAACCAUGGGACUAUUACAGUUGUUAUCCAGUAACUGUCCCUUUAAGGAGGCCGUAUUCAGGAAACCCAGAACUUCUUGAUGAGGAGGAAUUUGGGGAGGCUGCAGAAUCCUUAACUUAUGAUGAAAAUUCAUCAAAUCCAGCAAUUGAUCUUGGACUGUUGGAGGAAAAUCCGGAAGCGAGUUUGUUUUUGCUUCAGUUACCUCCAGCUUUGCCUAUGAAUAAACAAUCAGCUACUGCAAGAGCCCAGGAUGCGCCUUCAAGAUCCAAACCGCCAGUGGGGACCCAACCUGUGGAAAAGCCGUGUAAUCUGAACCAGUUACCAUCUGGAUUGUUAGGUAAAUUGCUCGUAUACAAGAGUGGUGCGGUAAAGCUGAAGCUUGGUGAUACUCUUUAUGAUAUUUCCUCUGGCAUGGAUUGUGUUUUUGCCCAAGAUGUUGUUGCAGUCAAUACUACUGAGAAGCAUUGUUGCACUGUUGGAGAGAUCAGCAAGCAUGUUACUAUAACUCCAGAUAUAGAUGCCAUAAUAGAGAGUGUUGCUGAUUUAUGAUGAAUUUAUGAUGAAUUUAAUACGUUUUAAUAUAGUUUGUUCUUUCUUUCUUUCUUUCUUUCUUUUUAAAGAAAUUGUUUGAUUUAUUAUUCAUAUUGAGAAAUGAAGAGAGGAAAGGGAAAUUUUCUUUGAAA